AUGUCGCCCAAGCUGAAGCUAUUCCUACGACUUGUGAGGAGUCCCAGUCAUAUCUUGUUUUUAGUGUCGAAUUUGGCUAUAUUGGUACAUUUGCAAUUUGUAUCUACUACGAGGUCAGCCAAAAUUGUUCACCUGAAAGAGAAAGAUAAUUUUGAUAAACUCCGUGCUCAGAUCAUAGAACUUGAAGAGUUGGAAGAAGAAGAGCGGCUAAUAAGAAAAGAAAUAGAGGCACUCAAAAAUCGAGCGUCGCAGAAAGAGAGGGCGUUUGAUGAUUCUCUGUCGGAGUCAAAAGUAAGUAAUUCGGGCUCGACUUAUCAAAGAACAAAUAGUGAGAUACUCAACAAGAAUCUUGCGCUGGACUUCAGACUAAAAAGACUGUCCAUCACAAGCAAUUUCAUGACCAAAGAGGGUAUGAAAACGCUAUUUACUGCCAAAAACUCACCGCGCUGGUCAUUCAUGGAUCGCAACUUCGUCUCAACUCAAGCAACAGACGACAAUCAGUUCUGUUAUGCUGGUGAAAGAAACGCAUUCCAGGCCUUUCUUCGGUACCUUAUAGGGGAUGUGAUACUUGAAAGUCUUACCUCGCUGGAGAUAGAAAUAUCCGAGUCUUUCAAAUCGGAUCUUUUCCAUUCUUUGAUUUACGAGACAACAACUGCAAAGUAUCUUAAUCACGAGAGGUCUGAUACAACGAAGUUCAUCGCUUCCUCACAGGAAUCUCUUGGAACUCGAACAAAAGGUCACCAGGAUUUGAUGAAAGAUAUAAGGGCUGCAUUUGAAUCCUACUUGUCUAACGGCACAGAGAUUGCCAAAUGUGAGCUCCUUUUGGAUCUUUGCCGAACUCUCAUUCCGACCAUCGAACCAAAGGUGAUCGACGAAGCGUUGAACGCAUUAUAUCAACACUUUGGGAUUCUGGGCCUUCACAACUACCAGGCAUUGCUUCUCGAGACAUUUCCGACGCACCAAUUUCACAACGGUUUCCGUGCAACAUACUUCAAGGAAAAGCCAAUCAUCGAUACGAACGAAAGUGUCUUUGCAGAUUCAAAUGGUGAAAAUGAGUCUGCUUCCACGCGUUUCUCAGUCAAAGAACCUCGAAUUUCCAGUUCUGAAUUUAAGCAUUUGAGAUCGAAGUUGACUCUUCUUUUAUUCAGAGAAGCAUAUGAUGAGGCCGAGAAUGUACUCAAUACCUUGCUACGUAUUGCAAAUGAUGAUGGUCUGAGCCUGUCAGGACGGCUCAAUGAGUAUGAAUCGGACACAAGACACGAUAUGAGGAACAUCUUCGAGGGUGAUUCUUUGAACGCGACGUUGCGUGCUUUAGAUCGCGAUUCUAAUUUCGAAUCGAAGUUUAGUUGGCUUCGACCACACCUCACAGCAGUUGCGGAAGAUCGACAUAUUGGUGAAAAAGUUGAAAGAGAGGAAAAGAAAGACGAACCUGUCACAGGAUAUCUUUCUAGAAAUAAUGUUGGAAAAAAGAAUCCCGUUCUCAAACUAUUGCCAGAGUCGAGCUUCAUGGCUAUGAGGGUUCAGACGUGA
This is a messenger RNA of Candidozyma pseudohaemuli, 1530 nucleotides long. RefSeq lists its product as uncharacterized. The record is from RefSeq and is a predicted model, not a curated record. NCBI's taxonomy places the organism in Eukaryota, Fungi, Ascomycota, Pichiomycetes, Serinales, Metschnikowiaceae. The coding region runs from base 1 to 1530 and encodes 509 amino acids. The transcript has a single exon.